Molecule: messenger RNA, 6145 nt
Organism: Chanos chanos (milkfish)
Lineage: Eukaryota; Metazoa; Chordata; Actinopteri; Gonorynchiformes; Chanidae
Gene: kdm5a
Product: lysine demethylase 5A
Exons: 27
Coding region: 287-5428 (1713 amino acids)
Biological process (GO): regulation of DNA-templated transcription; chromatin remodeling
Cellular component (GO): chromatin; nucleus
Molecular function (GO): histone H3K4me/H3K4me2/H3K4me3 demethylase activity; DNA binding
Source: RefSeq, a predicted model, not a curated record
CCAUGACUAAUUUAAACUGAGUUUCAUUCUUUUCAUUCGUCUUUUGGGAAAAUGAUAUCAGUCCGAAAUUUUAAUGUGGGCCGACUGAUGUUGAAGCUUUUGACUGUUUGAAACCUCGAUCAUGGUGAAGAAUGCUGAGGUACUUGAGUGUAACAGCCUUUUUAUUUGGAAAAAAAUAAUCAUGCGUGGAUGACUCUCAUUCGUGAUAUCAAGAUAGCACCAUUUUAAAACCCCUUUCCAUUAAACAAAUCUUCUACUUUUGAAAACAUACUCUGGGGGUCCUAUCAUGUCUGUGUACACUGAAUUCGUACCUCCUCCCGAGUGUCCUGUUUUUGAGCCGAGUUGGGAAGAUUUUUCGGACCCAUUGGGAUUUAUCAAUAAAAUUCGACCCAUAGCAGAGAAAACUGGAAUCUGCAAAAUUCGCCCUCCAAAGGACUGGCAGCCUCCUUUUGCCUGUGAUGUUCGGAACUUCCGCUUCACACCUCGGGUGCAGAGGCUCAAUGAACUGGAGGCACUCACAAGAGUCAAACUCAACUUUCUGGAUCAAAUUGCCAAGUUUUGGGAGCUGCAGGGUUCUAGGCUACGCUUUCCUCAUGUGGAGAGGAAGAUACUUGAUCUGUAUCUGCUGAGCAAGAUUGUGUCUGCAGAAGGAGGGUUUGUGAGGGUGUGUAAAGAGAAGAGAUGGACCAAGGUGGCUAACCGCAUGGGUUACCCUCCUGGAAAGGGAGUAGGCUCCCUGCUGCGUUCACACUAUGAGAGGAUCCUUUACCCCUAUGAACUGUUCCAGUCGGGAGCCACACUUUCUGGCGUUCACAGGCUCUAUGAAGAAGGGGAAGAAGCAGAGGAGCCAGAUGAAGGCAUUGAAGGGGGUGUUGAGGAUGAGGAGGCAGAUGAAGAGGAAGAGAAGGAGAGAGAAAAGGAAACGAGGGAAAGGGACAGUCUCCAUGACAGGCAGCAGAUCAAGGAUCACCCCAUGCCUGAGAGAAGAUCACGGCGACUUAAAUCUGAGAGAGAGAACAAAGAGCCUAAAGGUCUACAGAUCUUCGGCAGCAGUCCUAAGAUGGUGGGUCUGGAGAUUGUGCCAGCUGAUGAUGGAUUCAUCAAGAAGCAACGACAUCUCAAAGCUCAGGCAUUUGCAAUAAAGAUGCGGCCACGCAAAGAGACAUUGGAGGUCAAUUUUAUUGACCUAUACAUGUGUAUGGCAUGUGGGCGGGGCGACGAGGAAGACCGUCUGCUUCUGUGUGACGGAUGCGAUGACAGCUACCACACCUUCUGUCUGAUCCCACCCCUUCAGGAUGUCCCGAAGGGUGACUGGCGUUGCCCCAAGUGUGUCGCAGAGGAGUGUAGCAAGCCUCGGGAGGCGUUUGGCUUUGAGCAGGCCGUGCGAGAAUACACCCUCCAGAGUUUUGGCGAGAUGGCAGAUCACUUCAAGUCAGACUACUUCAACAUGCCAGUGCACAUGGUACCCACUGAACUGGUGGAGAAGGAGUUCUGGAGACUAGUGAGCAGCAUUGAGGAGGAUGUUAUCGUAGAAUAUGGGGCUGAUAUCAGCUCUAAGGAUGUGGGCAGUGGUUUCCCAGUAAGAGAUGGCAAGAGGAGGCUGUUGGGGGAUGAGGAGGAUUAUGCCAACUCAGGUUGGAACCUGAAUAACAUGCCAGUCCUGGAGCAGUCUGUUCUCACUCACAUUAAUGUGGACAUCUCUGGCAUGAAAGUGCCCUGGCUCUAUGUGGGAAUGUGCUUCUCCUCUUUCUGCUGGCACAUAGAGGACCACUGGAGCUACUCCAUCAAUUAUCUGCACUGGGGUGAGCCCAAGACAUGGUAUGGUGUCCCAGCACAUGCAGCAGAGCAGCUUGAAGCAGUGAUGAAAAAACUGGCCCCUGAGCUGUUUGACUCCCAGCCUGACCUGCUCCACCAGCUGGUCACCAUCAUGAAUCCCAAUGUGCUCAUGGAGCACGGUGUGCCGGUGUUCCGGACCAAUCAGUGCGCUGGAGAGUUUGUAGUGACUUUCCCAAGGGCCUAUCACAGUGGUUUCAACCAAGGCUACAACUUUGCUGAAGCAGUCAACUUCUGUACUGCAGACUGGCUGCCUAUGGGUCGUCAGUGUGUGGCCCACUACCGUCGACUGCACCGCUACUGUGUCUUCUCCCAUGAGGAACUGCUGUGUAAGAUGGCGGCUGAUCCCGAGAGCCUGGAUGUGGAGCUGGCAGCUGCAGUUCACAAAGAGCUGGUGGAGAUGAUGGAUGAGGAGACCAGGCUGAGACAGGCUGUGCAGGAGAUGGGGGUGUUGUCCUCUGAGCAGGAGGUCUUUGAGUUGGUGCCUGAUGACGAGAGACAGUGCUACAGGUGUAAGACGACUUGUUUCCUCUCUGCCCUGACGUGCUCCUGUAGUCCUGAGCGCCUGGUGUGUCUGCAUCACACCGCAGAACUCUGUGACUGCCCUCUCGGCAACAAGUGCCUCAGGUACAGAUAUGAUCAGGAGGAGUUCCCUGCCAUGCUGUAUGGGGUGAAGUCCCGAGCACAGUCCUAUGACACAUGGGCCAAGAGAGUCACUGAGGCACUAGGAGCAGAUCAUAAAAACAAGAAAGAUCUGAUUGAACUGAAGGUGUUGUUGGAGGAUGCUGAGGACAGGAAAUACCCCGAGAACAAUCUGCUCCGUCGACUGAGAGAAACGGUGAAGGAAGCAGACACAUGCUCUUCUGUGGCCCAGUUACUGCUCAGUCACAAGCAGAGGCACAGCAGGCAACGCCCCGAGAGCAGCCGCACACGCAGCAAAUUGACAGUGGAGGAGCUGAAGGCCUUUGUGGAGCAACUGUUCGCUCUGCCCUGUGUCAUCAGCCAGGCUCGGCAGGUCAAAGAGCUGUUGGAGAAUGUGGAGGACUUCCACGAACGUGCCCAGGUGGCUCUAGCUGAUGAGACACCAGACUCGUCUAAGCUGCAGGCACUGCUGGACCUGGGCGCGGGACUGGACGUGGAGCUGCCGGAGCUUCCGCGGCUGAAGCAGGAGCUGCAGCAGGCGCGCUGGCUGGACGAGGUGCGAAUGACGCUGGCCGAGCCGCAGCGUGUAACUCUAGAGCUGAUGAAGAGGCUGAUUGACUCAGGCGUCGGCCUGGCGCCGCACCACGCUGUGGAGAAGGCCAUGGCUGAGCUGCAGGAGAUCCUCACUGUGUCAGAGCGCUGGGAGGACAAAGCACGAGCCUGUCUGCAGGCCAGACCUCGCCACAGUAUGGUCACUCUUGAAAGCAUUGUUAUGGAGGCAAAGAACAUCCCUGCCUACCUGCCCAACGUUAUAGCGCUCAGGGAGGCACUGCAGAAAGCCAAGGACUGGACGGCCAGAGUAGAAGCCAUACAGAACGGUAGCAACUAUGCCUACCUACAGCAGCUGGAGACGCUGCUGGCCAGGGGCCGCUCCAUUCCCGUGCGUCUGGAUCAGCUGCCUCAAGUGGAAUCCCAGGUGGCAUCCGCCCGAGCCUGGAGGGAGAGGACAGCUCGCACGUUUCUCAAGAAGAAUUCCACUUACACCCUGCUUCAGGUCUUGAGCCCACGUGUUGACAUUGGUGUGUAUGGAAACAGUAAGAGUAAGCGUAAGAGGGCUAAAGAACUGCUGGAGAAUGAGCGAGGGCUGGAUCUGGAGGGGUUGAGUGACAUGGAGGAGAGCAUGGAGGACGCCCAUGAUCCUGCCAGCGUGGUGGCUGCUUUCAAGGCAAAGGAACAGAAGGAGGUCGAGGCAAUGCACUCGCUUCGUGCGGCUAAUCUGGCUAAGAUGGCCAUGGCUGACCGUAUCGAGGAGGUCAAGUUCUGCCUGUGCCGCAAGACGGCCAGCGGCUUCAUGCUGCAGUGUGAGCUCUGCAAGGACUGGUUUCAUGGCGCCUGCGUGCCGCUGCCCAAGACGGGUUCCCAAAAGAAGUUGGUUGCCGGGUGGUGGCACAGCAGUAACAAAGAGUCCAAAUUCCUGUGCCCGCUGUGCCAGCGAUCGCGGCGCCCACGCCUGGAGACAAUCCUCUCUCUGCUGGUGUCUCUGCAGAAGCUUCCGGUGCGGCUGCCGGAGGGCGAGGCGCUACAGUGCCUGACAGAACGGGCCAUGAGCUGGCAGGAUCGCGCCCGACAGGCCCUGGCCACAGACGAGCUCUCCUCCGCCCUGGCCAAACUCUCUGUUCUCAGUCAGCGCAUGGUGGAGCUGGCCGCCCGCGAAAAAACAGAGAAGAUCAUCAACGCCGAACUGCAGAAGGCAGCUGCCAAUCCUGACUUGCAGGGUCACAUCCAGACAUUCCAGCAGGCUGGCUUUAGCAGAACCACAUCACCACGGCAGUCUGUGGACUAUGACGAUGAGGAGACAGACUCAGAUGAGGACAUCAGGGAGACGUAUGGCUACGAUAUUAAGGAUUCAGGGGAGGUGAAGCCCUACCUGUUCUGUGAUGAAGAAAUCCCUGUGAAGUCAGAGGAAGUUGUUAGUCAUAUGUGGCCAGCCACUCCGUCCUUCUGUGCAGAGCAUGCCUACUCCUCUGCCUCCAAGACCUGCCCACAGAAUCCGGCAACCCCACGGAAACAGCCACGGAAGACCCCCUUGGUGCCUCGCAGCCUAGAGCCACCUGUGUUGGAGCUGUCUCCCUCAGCCAAGGCCCAGCUGGAGGAACUGAUGAUGGUAGGCGAUCUUUUGGAGGUGUCUCUGGACGAGACCCAGCACAUCUGGAGGAUCCUGCAGGCUACACAUCCCCCCUCCGAGGAGAGGUUCCUUCAAGUCAUGGAGCCGGAGGAGGCUCUACUGGAGAAGCCAAUGAAGCUGAAGGUAAAGGACUCCGAAAAGAAGCGCAAGAGGAAACUGGAACGGGUUGAGCAGCAGCUGCUGCUAGCUGCCACGGGCGUGGAGGGCCGGCCCAAAUCAAAGGAGCUGAAGAGGGCAGUGGAUGGAGGGGUCAAGUCCAAGAAGAAAAAACUCAAGCUCAACCCCGAUAAAGCCCGUGAGCUGAAACAGCUCGCCAAGAGACUAGCCAAAGAAGAGAAGGAGAGGAAAAGGAAGGAGAAGGCAGCUGCUAAAGCAGAGUUGGUCAAGGAUGGGUUAGAGAAAAAGAGAGAGAAGAAGAUUCUGGACAUUCCCUCUAAGUAUGACUGGUCUGGAGCAGAGGACUCCAAUGACGAGAACGCUGUGUGUGCAGCCAAGAACUGCCAGCGUCCCUGCAAGGAUAAGGUGGAUUGGGUGCAGUGUGAUGGUGGUUGUGAUGAGUGGUUUCAUCAGGUAUGCGUGGGUGUAUCAUGCGAGAUGGCGGAGAACGAGGACUACAUUUGUUCUGCGUGUUCUCGGAAGAACGCAGCGCUGGCUGGGGGAGGAGUUGGCAUCAAAGUUGGCAUGGAGAGCGUAGUACUGACACCACCGGUGUGCGGCAAUCAAACUCUCCCUGCCAUCACUCAACAGGACUCACAAGAGAGCAGCUAGCGCAGGGUCCAGCCACCGACACCCCACGCCAGACCUACAUAUGUUCUUCACAGCAUCUUCAGCAGACCCUGAGCAUAGCGGGACCAAAACAUGGAGAAAAAGAGAGGUGUAGAAGAACGUUAAGAACUUUGAAGGGAGCCGUUUCAUUUCUCUCACAUCCCCGUUGAGAGAAUGCCAGGAUAACUGUUAGAGGCCUUGAUAAGUCAGGGAUGAAGAAGGGACCUACAGAUGUAACUGGAGAACUUUACCCUCUCUGUAUCCCUUCUUCUAUCUUCUGUCAUUAUAGCAGUGGAGCCUCUGGGAACUUGGAGCUCUGUGAUUUGUCUUCUAGUGGACUGUGAUUUCUCUUGGAUGUUUGGUCCAGUUUACCUACCACAGAUUCCUCCUGCAAGCAUACUAACCUGGGUAAAAAAAAACAAAAAAACAAAACAUCUAGAUUUUAAGUAGUUUGCCUCUGUCACAUCCCAAAAUUCACCAGUCUGUAUUGAAAAUGGAUAAAAAAAAUCAACGCAAUCAUGACAUCUUGUGAUACUCAGGCAAUCGAACGGUUUGAGGUUUGCCAUCAAAAAGAAAAACUGUGGAAGACUACCAGUUUCUCAGUGCUCUCUCCUCUCUCUGUCUGAACCUCCAAACCACUUACAACUCCAUAUGUAGGACUCACCAAAUGGUUGUAUGUAGUUGUUCUAUUUAUGAUGUAAAUAGGUUUUAAGCAAUUAA